This is a messenger RNA of Physeter macrocephalus (sperm whale), 2171 nucleotides long. It is a transcript of the gene EPHX2, whose product is annotated as epoxide hydrolase 2. Gene Ontology annotation, molecular function: lipid phosphatase activity; magnesium ion binding. Gene Ontology annotation, cellular component: peroxisome. Gene Ontology annotation, biological process: cholesterol homeostasis; phospholipid dephosphorylation. Lineage: Eukaryota; Metazoa; Chordata; Mammalia; Artiodactyla; Physeteridae. The coding region runs from base 104 to 1795 and encodes 563 amino acids. The transcript has 19 exons. The record is from RefSeq and is a predicted model, not a curated record.
UUGGGAGGCCCCGCCGGCUCGCCGCUCUGGGCCCGCGCACCGGGCUUCGUCCAUCUCCUCACAGCUAUCUGUACCUGGGUGGAAGGCUGAGGUGCAGGCAGUCAUGGCGCUGCGUGCUGCCGUGUUCGACCUGGACGGGGUCCUGGCGCUGCCCUCGCUCGCCAGCUCCUGGGACCGUGCGGAGGAGGAGCUGGCGCUGCCCAGAGGCUUUCUGAAUGGAGCUUUCAUGAAAGGAGGCCCAGAUGGUUCCAGUGCCCGCAUGAUGAAGGGAGAGAUCACGUUUUCCCAGUCCCUCAUCAAUUCACUUUCACGGUGGAUGCCAUUCAUGGAAGAAAACUGCAGGAAAUGUUCUGAGGACUCUGGAAUUUGCCUCCCUGAGAAUUUCUCUAUAAAUCAGAUCUUUGGCAAGGCGCUUGCAGCAAGAAAGGUCAACGACCCCAUGCUUCAGGCAGCUCUCACUCUCAAAAAGAAGGGAUUUACAACCUGCAUCCUCACCAACAUCUGGCUGGAUGACAGCACCCAGAGAGGCAGCCUGGCCCAGAUGAUGUGUGAGCUCAGGCCGCACUUCGAUUUCCUGAUUGAGUCAUGCAGGAUCGGAAUGGCCAAGCCUGACCCUCAGAUCUACAAGUUCGUGCUGGACGUCUUGAAGGCCAGCCCCAAUGAGGUGGUUUUCUUGGAUGACUUCGGCGUUAAUCUGAAGCCGGCCCGUGACCUGGGGAUGGUCACCAUCCUCGUCCGUGACACUGACACUGCCCUGAGGGAGCUGGAGAAAGUAACCGGGCUGCAGCUUCUCCAAGCUGCAGCCCCCCGACCAAUGCCCUGCGAUCCAAGCACCGUGAGCCAUGGGUACGUGCCCAUAAAGCCUGGGAUGUGUCUGCAUUUUGUGGAGCUGGGCUCCGGCCCUGCCAUAUGCCUCUGCCAUGGAUUUCCGGAGAGCUGGUUCUCUUGGAGGUACCAGAUCCCUGCUCUGGCCCAGGCGGGCUUCCGGGUACUAGCUGUGGACAUGAAAGGCUAUGGAGAGUCAUCUGCUCCUCCUGAAAUAGAAGAGUAUUCCAUGGAAGUGUUAUGCAAUGACAUGGUCACCUUCCUGGAUAAGUUGGGCAUCUCUCAAGCCGUGUUCAUUGGCCACGACUGGGGUGGCAUGCUGGUGUGGAAUAUGGCUCUUUUCUACCCCAAGAGAGUGAGGGCAGUGGCCAGCUUGAAUACUCCCUUCAUACCAGCAAAUCCCAAAGUGUCCCCAAUGGAGAUAAUCAAAGCCCAUCCUGCCUUUGAUUACCAGCUCUACUUCCAGGAACCAGGAGUGGCGGAGGUUGAACUGGAACAGAACCUGAAUCGGACUUUCAGAAGCUUCUUCAGAGCAAGCGAUGAGACUUUUCUCACCACGAACAGAGUCCGUGAAAUGGGAGGACUCUUUGUGAGUGCCCCAGAGGAGCCCAGCCUCAGCAAGAUGGUCACCGAGGAAGACAUCCAGUUCUACGUUCAGCAGUUCAAGAAGUCUGGUUUCAGGGGGGCUCUAAACUGGUACCGAAACGUGGAAAGGAACUGGCAGUGGGGCUGCAAAGGCUUGGGAAGGAAGAUCCUGAUUCCGGCCCUGAUGGUCACUGCGGAGAAGGACUUUGUGCUCGUUCCUGAGAUGUCCAAGCAUAUGGAGGACUGGAUCCCCCACCUGAAAAGGGGUCACAUUAAGGAUUGUGGACACUGGACACAGAUGGAGAAGCCCACAGAGUUGAAUCAGAUCCUCAUUGAGUGGCUGGAGACUGACGCCAGCGACCCACCAGAGGUCUCGAAGCUUUAGGCUGUGACUUGUGUCAGCCGCCAGCAGGCACUCCAACCGCUUCAUCUGCUGGGGGCGCUCCUCUGGUACCCGGAUGGGGCCUUACCCGCAUCUCUCAAAACCAGCAGCGUUGUUCUGAAGGGGUUUGCAGCAAAGAGUGAUUUUCUCUAAAUGAAAUGAGUCAGAUUUGACAUAAUUUUAGAUACAGGAAAAAUCACGUGUGAUUAAUUCUCUGGGUAUAAACGUUAUCACUUUAUGUCUAAGGAUGGUUAGUGUUCUGUGGGGGACAGGAUGGGAUGGCCAGGGGGUGAUUUCUCUUUGACUGAUGACGCAAAAUCAGCAGUUUAGAAGCUUUUCAGCAGAGAUGGGAACUCCUUUAUUCAAUAAAAUGAAAAGA